AUGUAUUCAGCGCGCGCGGAAAGCAGCAGCUACAAAGACAGCAAAGACGGCAAAGACUACAAAGAAAAGGAGAACUAUCUGCCUACGCCAGAACCGAGCAGCGAUGCAGGAGUGUAUGGGGAGGGAAGUGCGUACGUGCCUGCGCCGGUGCACAAACCAGCACUCAAACCCAUGCUUAAGAGAGGAAUCCCGUGUAUGGGCACAGCUGUCGGUGGCUUGAAUGGUUUGGAUGGUCUCGCACAGGUCGCUGGACUCGCUACACCUCCACCAUCCUCGCCUGUGUCUGUGCACGCCGACAUACAAAAGCAGGAGCAGGAGCACACUUACUCGGAUUUUACCUCUAUCGACAGCGACAGCGCCAGCGCGGAGAAGCAACGCGACGACAACGACGAACUGCUGACACGCGCCACACCAACCAAACCAACACAGCCACCUCAACCAGAAACACACAUCCACGCGUCGCCCACACGCACAACGGUGAUUGGACGCGGACGGCAAGACUGGCAGAAGGCGCAAGGGUGGCAUGCGCAUCUGCAGCAGACGGACGGCCGUGCGCGCCACUACGUGUUUCCAUCCACACAUGGCCACGUGAGCCGGGUACAUUUGUGCGUGUCGCCGGACGCGCCGCACAACAGCUACACGGUGCACGUACUCGGGCGCAACGGGGUGACUGUCAACGGGCGACACAUAGCCCGUGGUGCCAGACUGCGGAUGGCGCAUAGACGCGGAGGCGUCACUGUUAGCUGUCUUGUGCCGCACCGACUCGCUGCGAGGCCGCGGUACAAACUCGUCGCUAGGUCGCAGACACCCGCUGUCGAUGUCGCCCUCGGACACACUCGCUUUGCCUUUCAUUGGAAUGACCUCAUUCAGCCUAAAUCUGUCCUUAGCGAUUGCGUCAGUGAUGAGAGCGAGAGUGAGGAGUGCGACGCGGACGGCGCCCGCGCAGGGCCUGCCACACCUACUAAGCGCAAGAGGGGCGGCAAGCAGGAAAAAAAUGUGGUGAAUAGUGUAGAUGGUGCAGAUGGUGUAGACAAAUUAAACACGGCGACACACACAGAACACCCAAACACUCACAGUCACAACCACACUCACACACUUCAACACCUCGGCUUGGUCGCGCAGACACUCGCACUCAACGUGCCCACAUCGCUCACACCCGUCACGGAUAUCGUCGGCUGCCUCCUCGCAAACAACCCCUCGCUGAAAGAUGGUAGGGCGCAUUGGGAGGAGAUGGUCGAGCGCACACUCCUAGACGCUCCAGGCGAGAUGUUUGGCUGCGUCGAACGCUCCGGUCGCGACGCCGCUAAUAGACCCCUCCCUAACCUCUACUACUACCAGCCUGCAAAUGACCCCGACAGAGUGCGCGCUCAGUCUCUCGCCCCUCUCACUCGCGUACCCCGCCUCGCUUCGCGCGCUUCACAAGCUAAAUCUAUCUUCUGGAAACCUGUCUCUGUGCGUCCGAAGAAAAAGUGGUAA
Molecule: messenger RNA, 1476 nt
Organism: Wallemia ichthyophaga EXF-994
Lineage: Eukaryota; Fungi; Basidiomycota; Wallemiomycetes; Wallemiales; Wallemiaceae
Exons: 1
Coding region: 1-1476 (491 amino acids)
Molecular function (GO): protein binding
Source: RefSeq, a predicted model, not a curated record